GGAGACGGUAGGUGAGCGGUCACGUGCGGCGCCGGCGCGGCGCAUGCGCGCUGCCGGCUGUUGUUGUGGCGGCGCGGCCCGCGGCUCACCCGCCCGGUAGCGAUGAGCGACAACGAUGACAUCGAGGUGGAGAGCGACGAGGAGCAGCCGAGGUUUCAGUCCGCGGCCGACAAACGGGCUCAUCACAACGCACUGGAGCGUAAGCGCAGGGACCACAUCAAGGACAGCUUCCACAGCCUGCGGGACUCCGUCCCCUCCCUUCAAGGAGAGAAGGCAUCCCGGGCCCAAAUCCUGGACAAAGCCACAGAGUACAUCCAGUACAUGCGCCGGAAAAACCACACGCACCAGCAGGAUAUCGACGACCUCAAGAGGCAGAACGCUCUCCUGGAGCAGCAAGUGCGUGCGCUGGAGAAGGCCCGGUCGAGCGCCCAGCUGCAGGCCAACUACCCUUCGACGGACAACAGCCUCUACACCAACCCCAAGGGCAGCACCAUCUCCGCCUUCGACGGUGGCUCCGACUCCAGCUCCGACUCGGAGACCGACGAGCCGCAGAGCAGGAAGAAGCUGCGCAUGGAGGCCAGUUAGGCCCCCCCACAGCCCCCCGCUGUCGGCCGCCCGCCCGCCGGCUGCGUAAGGACUCUCUCCCUUCUCUCGUAGAGGCUCUCGGACUGCAGCUUCCCAGCCCUCCCCGGCCCUUUCCCCACUCUAACCGCAACGGCCCCAGGGGGAGCCGGCCAGGCAGGGCCUCGCAGCACCCGACAGACUUGGGGGGAUCCGUGGGGCCGCGAGGAGAUGUCCCCGUCGCCCUCCCAAAACUAGCGAGCCCCCCGCUCCCCUCUCCCUUCUGAUUUUAUAUGAGCAUUUCUAUUUAUACCCGGGGACCACAGCAGUCCUGAGCUGAAGGGUGAGGCUGUGCAGGAGCCAGGCACCCCCCCGUGCCCCCCCCCAAAAGGCCAGGCCCCACGGGGAGCUGUGCCUGCCCCGCAACCACAAGCGCUAGGGGGUCUCGCUAUUUAUUUACUGCGUGUGCAAUUCCACCUGCCCCCAGUGCCCGUGAAGAGCCGGGGGGGCAGCACCCACACCCCUCCCUCCACGGCCAGAGCCGGUGGGGGAAGGGGGGCCAGGCUGGGUGGUCUGCGUGUGCAUCCUGCCCCCUCCUCCUUCCCUCCCUCGCCCCACACCUUCCCCCAGCCCUUCCCCACCUCCGUGGCAUUUUCUGAACUCUAGUGUCCCGUCCCUGCCCCGUAGGUGACCCCCACCCCUGUUUUGAUGCCAUUCAUUCCAUGAAUCUAAGGUAUGUUGUACAUACUGCCCAGAGUUGUCUUGCAAGUUAAGGCUUCCCUUUACUAUAAGACUAUAAAUAAUAAAAAAAACCCCAAACUUAUU
Messenger RNA from Phalacrocorax carbo (great cormorant), 1386 nucleotides. NCBI's taxonomy places the organism in Eukaryota, Metazoa, Chordata, Aves, Suliformes, Phalacrocoracidae. The record is from RefSeq and is a predicted model, not a curated record.